ACUGUAUCGCGACUUUAAGGGAGGGAUAAUCAAAAUAAGUCACUGUGUGCGUAAUAUAUUUAGUUUUACCACAUGAACCUGCGUGUAUCCAGACAUACAUGUCCUCUUUAUUACGCUUAUGUUUACAUGGCACAUUUUUAACCACCUGUGAUGAAGUUGUGGACAAGUAUAUUGAGUACGAACCUGUCAUUAUCUAUCUGGAUGCUCUGCUGCUGAAACUCCCUGCCUUCAGACAUAUCCUCAUAAACACAGUGCAGACAGCGAUAUGGAAGUUUACACUAGUGAUCCUCUUGUGUGAGGCGUUCAUCCGGCUGCUGCAGGAUCGGUAUGCGAGAGUCCCGAUGGCCGGCCCCAUCAAACCAGACUAUGUGUUCUACUCAGCUCUAGAAUGGAACCUGUACUACAACUACGCUGUAUCAGCAGUAGAGCUGAUGAUAUUUCUUGUGGCUGUUGUGAUGGUGUUGUGCAUUCUACAGCGAAGCAGAGGGAGGGGACAGCAAGAUUCACAACUCAAUCUCAAGCUGGUCGUCCGAUCUCUGAUUUGGUCCAACUUCGGGAAGGUGCUUGUGAUUCCCGUCAUGCUGUGGGGACAGACGUACAGCGCCAUCUAUCUCAGUCUCAGUCGAGCCUACGUCCUGGCCUCUUACGUGCAGGCUCUCCGAGUGAGUGGACCGAGGUCAAGUUUCUUAGAAGCUGCAACUGUCAUCAGCAUAGGCUCUGCUGUACAGUGGGGCGUCAUGACCUGUCUUCCCACAUGACCUGGACAGUGGGGUGUCAUGACCUGGACAGUGGGGCAUCAUGACCUGGACAGUGGAUUGUCAUGACCUUGACAUCAGAGUCUCACGACCUUGACAGUGGGGCAUCAUGACCUGGACAGUGGAUUGUCAUCACCUUGACAUCAGAGUCUCACGACCUUGACAGUGGAGACUUGUCAUCUUGCAGUUCGAAAGAAACUGCCGAAAAAUCUAGCAAAUGGAACUAUGAUGAAAAAUUUCAUCAACUGGCAUCAUACUUUGUCCAAUGUGUUAGAUUUUAGUAUCGGUGUUUAUGCAGAAAAUAUUUCAACAUGAAUGCCGACAGCUGUCUUUGUUUAAACUGUAGACAUCUUCAACUGAUGACUAUAUACUAUAUACAUCCACACGAGCUACCGUGCCAUGGCGCUAUUUUUACUUGUUACCAUGGUUACCUUUACAUAUUUUAUAAUAAAAAAAAGUCACAAAGUCA
Messenger RNA from Haliotis rufescens (red abalone), 1224 nucleotides. Its product is annotated as protein ARV1-like. The record is from RefSeq and is a predicted model, not a curated record. Bases 99 to 758 code for a protein of 219 amino acids. The transcript is spliced from 6 exons. NCBI's taxonomy places the organism in Eukaryota, Metazoa, Mollusca, Gastropoda, Lepetellida, Haliotidae. Gene Ontology annotation, cellular component: Golgi apparatus; cortical endoplasmic reticulum. Gene Ontology annotation, biological process: sterol metabolic process; intracellular sterol transport; sphingolipid metabolic process.